Penicillium diatomitis is the source of this 1272-nucleotide messenger RNA. RefSeq names its product protein vosA (gene vosA). The transcript has 9 exons. Lineage: Eukaryota; Fungi; Ascomycota; Eurotiomycetes; Eurotiales; Aspergillaceae. The record is from RefSeq and is a predicted model, not a curated record. Bases 1 to 1272 code for a protein of 423 amino acids.
AUGAGUGCAUCGACGUUUACCGACGCCUCUCUUUCGCGCGAAGCUCAGAGUUCUGAUUUUGAUCUGAUCAUCCGCCAGCAGCCCGACCGGGCGCGCGUUGCUGGGGGCAAAGAGAAAGAGCGCAAACCCAUCGAUCCGCCCCCGAUCGUCCAGCUUCGGGUGCGCGAAGAAGGCUCCUACCUGGCCCAACACUAUCUGCAAAGUCCGUACUACUUCAUGUGCUGCAGUCUGUACGAUGCCACAGAGGAUCGUCCGGUGCCUGUUGCGCCUUCUACAGCUCUAGCGGGAACGCUCGUUUCGUCUCUUCACCGGUUGAAGGACGUGGAUAAUAGCGAUGGUGGGUUCUUCGUGUUCGGCGACUUGUCGGUGAAGAUCGAGGGCGAGUUUCGUCUCAAGUUUACCCUCUUCGAGAUGCGAAAGGAUGUUGUGACAUACUUGAAAACUGUCAUCUCAGAUCGAUUUAAAGUCUCGCCGCCUAAGAACUUUCCCGGAAUGAUGGAAUCUACCUUCUUGUCGCGGUCUUUUGCAGAUCAAGGUGUCAAAUUGCGCAUACGCAAAGAGCCUCGAACGAUGAUGAAACGGUCUGCGCCUCGUCCCGAUGAAUUCCCUCAGACGGCUGCGCCUCGAUCACCUGAACGUCAACCGGUGCAGAUGACGCCUGCUGUAUCUGGGUUUGCGGCCUAUCCUGUAUCGGCCACGUCUCGCGACUACAGCCAGUACUAUGGAGCACCUCCCGUCAAGCGCCAUCGCACGUCGAUCGACUACGGGCGACAAAAUAUCUACGAACAAGAUCCUCGAAUGGCGGCUCGUCCGAUCGAUCCAUACAGCCAACCCACGCCAAUGUACAACCAGCAAGCUGCCUACCAACAACCAGCAAUGCAAUCUUAUCAGACAAGUCAGGUGGUGCCAGACUAUGGGAUGUCAUACGGCCUUCACCCAAGCGCCGCCUCAAUGUCGCAAAUGACUGACUCAUCUGGUCAAUCCCGUCCCAGUCAGCAAGCCUCAGUUGGGCAGAUGAUGACUAUGAACCAACCUGGCACACCUGUACGGCACCCCAAAACAAUGAUGGUGCAUGGCUACCCUCGAUCCGGAUAUCAAACGCCCGAGGCCACGACGAUUCUUCCUCCAUUACAGCGCGGCUACAACCCUGCCCCUAAUGGAUCCGGUGCACGCGGCCUGUUCGAACAACCUCCAUCGGCAACUUCGAUUCUCCCUUCGCAGAUAGGACCUGAAAGUAACCGUUAUGGCCCCGUGAACGAAAGUCCUCAGUGA